Hyaloscypha bicolor E is the source of this 1049-nucleotide messenger RNA. RefSeq lists its product as uncharacterized. NCBI's taxonomy places the organism in Eukaryota, Fungi, Ascomycota, Leotiomycetes, Helotiales, Hyaloscyphaceae. The transcript has 4 exons. The coding region runs from base 107 to 805 and encodes 232 amino acids. The record is from RefSeq and is a predicted model, not a curated record.
CGAGUCGCGACUCGGGAUCAAUGAUUUGGGCUGGAAACCCAGAAGAGCCGUAUAGCCAGAAACACGCGUCAAAUGAUUGUUCUUGCGAUGAUUUCUGCACGAGAGAAUGGACGCGACCGUAACGAAAAACCCUGCGGCUUCAACCCCUGAAAUUGGUACACAUGACCAAACCUUCUCAAAAACCUUCCUGGGUGAAGAUGGAAAUGAGACGUCUCCGCAAUUCGAAGAUGGACUGAUUCCCUCGGAGCAUCAGCAAAGCAGGAUAUCCGAGCCAGUACUCGAUGCUGCCCUCACCAACGCCCAAUCCUUUGUAGAGAGCUCUUCGAGCCACAACCUACUGAGUAUCCUUCAGCGGCCAACCUUUCUUGAAUCUCCUGCUGCCCGGUGGACCGCACCUCCACAAUGGCUACAGUUCCAAAUGCUGAGAAGUUUCGACGAAGGGUUGAUGGUAAGCGAAACACAGCAUCCUCAAGGCCUACCUCACCCGUAUCCCGAACCAAUAACAUCGAUAUACGUUGAAGAAGUCCAAAAUCAGGUCCAAAUCAAUCUCCAAGGCUUGUUGCAAAGUCGCCAAGAUGAUUCGGCAGCCACCGCUGCCGCCCGGUGGCAGAUCCCUGAGAGUUGGGCUCAAUCAUCAAUGGGCGAUUCGUUUCCUAUUCGACCUCCUAUUGCUCUUGGGCCUGACCAAGAUUUCGACGGGUUGAUCCUUGCCGAUAGAAGGACUGGUGACCCAUUUUCGACGCCUGCGGUAAACUGCAGUUUCGGGUUGAUGCAGCAAGUUGGUUACGGCCGACCCCUAGGAUAAUUACAGAGUGGCAACCUUGGUUUGCAAAACCUCUUCAAGAGGCUUUGCCUGACUUUCCAGUCCAGACGUUGUUGCACUUCAGCUCGUCGCAAUCUGCAAAGCUCACUUGCAUCAUGGAGCAUAUAAAUACACGAAGGGAGUCGCAAGAAAGGUUCGAAAAUGAGAGAGAGAUUGAUAUGGGAACAGCCAAAGCUCACUGCUUACCCCUCGGUAUGGAGAUCUCUCUAAGUCAGACAGCAUCAAC